Molecule: messenger RNA, 840 nt
Organism: Phytophthora sojae
Lineage: Eukaryota; Oomycota; Peronosporomycetes; Peronosporales; Peronosporaceae
Exons: 1
Coding region: 1-840 (279 amino acids)
Molecular function (GO): oxidoreductase activity
Source: RefSeq, a predicted model, not a curated record
AUGAGCUCGUUCGUCAAGUCCAAGCUGCUGCCCAGCGGCCACUCGAUCCCCGCCGUCGCGCUGGGCGUGUACCAAAGCGCCCCCGGCGCUGAGACGUACGACGCCGUGCUGGCCGCGCUGCGUCUCGGCUACCGACACAUCGACACGGCCACCGUGUACCGCAACGAGGCGGACGUGGGCAAGGCCAUCCGCGACUCGGGCGUGCCCCGCCAGGAGGUCUUCGUGACCAGCAAGAUCGUGGCUCCGCGCGGCCGAUGGAGCUACGACGAGGUGGUGGAGGGCGUGCGGCUCAGCAACCGCAAGCUCGGGCUCGAGUACAUCGACCUGUACCUGCUGCACGCCCCCUUUGACGGCGCCACGCGCGCCGAGGCCUGGAGGGCCCUGGAAGACAUGCAGACCGAGGGCGUCGUGCGCGACAUCGGCGUGUCCAACUUUGGCGAGCUGCAUCUGCAGAAGCUCGCCCAGACAUGGCGCGUCAAGCCCGCCGUGAACCAGGUGGAGCUGCACCCGUGGCUCGCGCGCGCCGACACGGUCAAGUACUGCGAGGAGCAGGGGAUCAUCAUGGAGGCGUACUCGCCCCUGGCCCGCGCCCAGAAGAUGCACGACCGCACGCUCAAGCAGAUUGCAAGCGAGGCGGGGGCGACGUCUGCGCAGGUGCUGAUCGCCUGGAGCCUGGCCAAGGGCUUCGUGACGCUGCCCAAGUCGGUGACCGAGUCGAGGAUCAAGAAGAACUUGGAGGCGGCCAAGCUGGAGCUCACGAGCGAACAGGUCGAGAAGUUGAAUGGGUUGGACACGUACUUCGUGACUGCGUGGGACCCGAUCAAGCAGCACGCAGUGUAA